AGCUUUCUUUUUUGUUUUUGGCUCCAAAAAAAACUCAGUUCUCGCAGAAGAAAAUAAUUUCAGAGGAUCGGAAAAUAUUUGGCCAAUCUAUGCAACCGUCGUCGCUGAAGAAUUGGCUUCCUCGUCGUCGAUUGUUUGGUGUUCGAAGUUAUUGUAAUGAAUUUGUUCGAUAAGCUACCUUGUUCUUCUAGUCUAAGCCGCUUGAUUGCGGGAAUUUUGAUUUUUAUGCUCUAUCAUUCUUUUCAAUUGAUUUCUAAUUUCUUGACUCCUAUACACCCUUAAUUUUUCUCCAUUAACCACGAUUAAUACAACGCCUGUGUGUACGUACCGUCGCUGUUUCUUUCUUUUGCUGUUGAUUUUGAAUCAAUUCUUCUCUCGCUCGUAAAGAAAUCAAAAAUGGAUAGCAAUGCCACCUCAUUUCUCCAGAGUCUCCACAAUCCGCUCCUCGACGGCACUCAUACCUCGCAUAUUGAGAGGCAAAAUAGCUCAUCACCUACUGUGAUCGUGAUUGGUGCUGGUAUUUCUGGGCUGUCUGCUGCGCGUGUCCUCUACGAUGCAUCUUUUAAGGUCAUUCUGCUUGAAUCACGCGAUAGGCUAGGGGGGCGCAUUCACACUGAUUAUUCAUUUGGUUACCCAGUGGAUUUGGGAGCAUCAUGGCUACAUGGCGUCUGCAAUGAGAAUCCUUUGGCUCCACUCAUACGCUCUUUGGGGCUUACAUUAUACAAGACCAGUGGUGACAACUCUGUGUUGUAUGACCAUGAUCUGGAAAGUUGUACACUAUUUGAUAUUAAUGGACAUCAAGUUCCACAACAGCUGGUCGUAGAAGUAGGUGAUGUAUUUAAGAGAAUACUCAAGGAGACAGAGAGAAUAAGAGAUGAACACACUGAUGACAUGUCCAUUCUCCAAGCAAUUAAAUUUGUGCUAGAUGGGCAUCCAGAAUUAAGGCAACAAGGAGUCGCAAAUGAAGUGUUGCAAUGGUAUAUUUGUAGGAUGGAAGCUUGGUUUGCUGUUGAUGCAGAUAUGAUAUCACUGAAAAUGUGGGAUCAGGAGAAUGUUCUUUGUGGUGGUCACGGACUUAUGGUACAAGGUUAUGACCCAGUAAUAAAGACUCUGGCAAAAGACAUUGACAUACGGUUGAAUCACAGAGUUACAAAAAUAUGCGAUGGGUUUAAUAAGGUGAUGGUCAUGGUUGAAGAUGGAAGGAACUUAAUAGCUGAUGCUGUUAUUGUUACUGUACCACUCGGAGUUCUUAAAGCCAAUUUAAUUCAGUUUGAACCCAAGUUGCCAGAAUGGAAGGUUUCUGCAAUUUCAGACCUCGGAGUUGGAAGUGAAAAUAAGAUCGCACUGCAAUUUGAUGAAGUAUUUUGGCCAGAUGUAGAACUCUUGGGCAUUGUUGCACCCACUUCUUUUGCUUGUGGUUAUUUUCUCAAUUUACACAAGGCAACUGGCCAUCCUGUACUUGUUUAUAUGGCUGCCGGAAGAUUUGCUUAUGAUAUUGAGAAGCUAUCUGUUGAAUCUGCUGCAAAUUUUGUGAUGUUACAGCUAAAGAAAAUGUUUCCCCAUGCAACAGAACCGGUCAAAUAUGUGGUAACGCGGUGGGGAACAGACCCAAAUUCACUUGGUUGUUAUACGUACGACAAGGUUGGAAAGCCAGAAGAUUUAUACGAUAGGCUUCGUGAACCUGUAGGCAGUCUGUUCUUUGGAGGGGAAGCUGUCAGUAUGGAGCAUCAGGGAUCUGUGCAUGGAGCUUACUCAUCAGGUAUCAUGGCUGCUGAGAAUUGUCAGAAGCUUGUAUUAGAGAGACUUGGUAAUAUUGAGAAGCUCCAAUUGGCCCCUUAUAGGAGUUCAAUUCAUGAAACUUCAAUUCCCCUGCAAAUGUCAAGGAUAUGAAAUAUCAGUUGAUGAAUAUGAACAUGAUUUGUGAUUUCUGCCACUCUUUUGUUAGUUUGCUUUUUAAUUUUUCAUUAGUUUGUAAUUGAUGCUACAGCUUUCUGUUCAUCUCUAUUAGAGGGCACGUAACUACUACUACAGCUAGAGGUGUGCAUGAUUUGGUUCGAGUUUAGUUAAAUGUAAAACCAAAUCCUUCGAUAAGGAUGAUAAAAAUUCCAAUUAAAUGUUUAUAUAAACUUUUGGUUUGGCUUUGCUUUUCGUUGGUUCA
Mercurialis annua (annual mercury) is the source of this 2158-nucleotide messenger RNA. Its product is annotated as probable polyamine oxidase 4. Gene Ontology annotation, biological process: polyamine catabolic process. The record is from RefSeq and is a predicted model, not a curated record. Gene Ontology annotation, cellular component: peroxisome. Gene Ontology annotation, molecular function: polyamine oxidase activity. The coding region runs from base 397 to 1890 and encodes 497 amino acids. NCBI's taxonomy places the organism in Eukaryota, Viridiplantae, Streptophyta, Magnoliopsida, Malpighiales, Euphorbiaceae. The transcript is spliced from 10 exons.